This is a messenger RNA of Prunus dulcis (almond), 752 nucleotides long. RefSeq names its product RING-H2 finger protein ATL8. The transcript has a single exon. Bases 170 to 676 code for a protein of 168 amino acids. NCBI's taxonomy places the organism in Eukaryota, Viridiplantae, Streptophyta, Magnoliopsida, Rosales, Rosaceae. The record is from RefSeq and is a predicted model, not a curated record.
UUUUUUUCUAGUAAUAGGAUCAGACAACAAGCCUCAAACUGAUUUUCUUCCGAACAUAAAAACGUUUAGUCACACAUUUGGCAACCACCGAGCGACCAAAACCCAAAUCACUCUCUCUCUCUCUCUCUCUCUCUCUCUCUCUCACCAAAUUCACAUUCAUUCACAAAACAUGACUCGUCCUCUGCGACUGUUAGGCGGCGCCUUUAACCCUCCCUCACUGUUUUCCGAACCCGACGAUGAACCGUCAGCCAACAUGGGCUCCGACUCCGCUUUGAUCCUCCUCGCUCUCUUCUGCGCUCUCGUCUGCGUCCUCGGCCUCCUCGUCGUGGCUCGCUGCGUCUGGCUCCGCCGCCUCGCAACCGCUGCCACACCUCCUCCUCCUCCUCCGCUGCCGACUCCUCCACCGAACAAGGGGUUGAAGAAGAAAAUCCUACGCUCACUCCCGAAGCUCACUUACACGGCGGACUGCACUUCCAAGUUCACCGAGUGCGCCAUCUGCCUCACCGAGUUCGCCGCCGGAGACGAGAUCCGGGAGCUGCCUCAGUGCGGCCACCGCUUCCACGUGGCGUGCAUCGACGUGUGGCUGCGAUCGCACUCGUCCUGCCCCUCGUGCCGUCAGAUUCCGGAGGUUUCUAAUAAGUGCCACAAGUGUGGCGGCUUCCCUUCUCUUACUUAAUUGAUAUUUUCUUAAUUAUUCUUAACUUGUAAAUUUUAAUUUGUAAUCUUAAAAAGCAUUUCAGUUCAACGCUUAA